Molecule: messenger RNA, 2259 nt
Organism: Phragmites australis (common reed)
Lineage: Eukaryota; Viridiplantae; Streptophyta; Magnoliopsida; Poales; Poaceae
Product: sugar transporter ERD6-like 4
Exons: 18
Coding region: 347-1864 (505 amino acids)
Biological process (GO): carbohydrate transport; transmembrane transport
Cellular component (GO): membrane
Molecular function (GO): sugar transmembrane transporter activity
Source: RefSeq, a predicted model, not a curated record
CAGAAAAUCGUCUUCCCGUCUUCCCCCCAGUCCGCCUUCCUUCCCAAUCAACCUCGGUCAGACAACCAGUGUAAAGGGGCGAGGCAAGCGACGGUCCAAGCGCCGCCGGUCCCCCCUCUCUCACUGCGGGAUCCUUCUCAAUCCGCUGCUGUCGCCACUCGCCACAGCACCGCUCCUCUCUCGAGUAGUGGCGUGGAGAUCCAACCGGACGUGGAUUGGUUUCUUCUUUCGUUGGUUCCUCUUCUCCUUUUUCAGCACCCCAGAUCGCUCUUUUCUCCAUCAGUGCUCACCAAAAUACUUGUUGGUACCCAAUUAAAGUGCGGUCCAAGAACAUUUCGGGUUGAGGAUGAGCUUCCGGGAUCAGGAGAGCGGCGGGGAGGAUGGGGGACGGUCGUCCUCGCCGUCGGACCUGCGGAAGCCGCUCAUAAACACCGGGAGCUGGUACCGGAUGCCAGCGGCGGGGGGCAUGGGCUCGCGGCAAUCUAGUCUUAUGGAGCGCCUAGGCUCCUCCGCCUUCUCUCUCCGCGACGUCUCUGUCUCGGCUACGCUUUGCACGCUCAUUGUCGCGCUAGGUCCCAUCCAGUUCGGAUUCACCUGCGGCUAUUCCUCUCCCACCCAAGACGCCGUCAUUGCUGAUCUCGGGCUCUCCCUCUCUGAGUUCGCGCUGUUCGGAUCACUGUCGAACGUCGGGGCGAUGGUGGGCGCCAUCACCAGUGGGCAGAUUGCAGAGUACAUCGGCCGCAAGGGGUCUCUCAUGAUCGCCGCAGUUCCAAACAUUAUUGGGUGGCUCGCAAUAUCAUUUGCAAAGGAUUCCUCCUUUUUGUUUAUGGGCCGGCUGCUAGAAGGAUUUGGAGUUGGUGUAAUAUCCUACACAGUACCCGUUUAUAUUGCAGAAAUUGCUCCACAGGACAAGAGGGGAGCUCUUGGUUCUGUCAACCAGCUCUCUGUUACAAUUGGUAUAUUGCUUGCCUACCUGUUUGGCAUGUUUGUUCCCUGGAGAAUUCUUGCUGUUUUAGGCAUCUUACCUUGUUCAAUCCUGAUACCUGGAUUGUUCUUUGUCCCUGAAUCUCCAAGGUGGCUGGCAAAAAUGGGAAAGAUGGAAGAUUUUGAAUAUUCACUGCAAGUCCUGCGAGGAUUUCAGACGGACAUCACAGCAGAAGUAAAUGAAAUAAAGAGAUCAGUAACAUCGUCAAGGAGGAGGACAACAAUACGGUUCGCUGAUAUCAAGCAGAAAAGAUAUAGUGUUCCCCUUAUGAUAGGAAUAGGUCUCCUCGUACUGCAGCAAGUAAGCGGUGUCAAUGGCAUUCUAUUUUAUGCUGGAAGUAUCUUCAAAGCUGCUGGUAUUACAAAUAGCAAUCUAGCAACAUUUGGUUUGGGGGUUGUUCAGGUGAUUGCUACUGGAGUGACAACCUGGCUGACUGACAAAGCUGGUCGACGGCUUCUUCUCAUUAUCUCUGCUACAGGAAUGACCAUUACUCUUGUUAUUGUUUCUGUGUCAUUUUUUGUGAAGGACAACAUAACCAGUGGUUCUCAUUUGUACUCUGUAAUGAGUAUGCUUUCGCUGGCUGGACUUGUGGCAUUUGUGGUUUCAUUUUCUCUUGGCAUGGGAGCCAUUCCCUGGAUCAUAAUGUCUGAGAUUCUUCCUGUUAAUAUUAAGAGCCUUGCUGGAAGUGUUGCAACCCUUGCAAACUGGUUGACAGCAUGGGCCAUUACUAUGACUGCAAGCUUGAUGUUGAGCUGGAGCAAUGGAGGAACCUUUGCUAUCUAUGCUGCGGUGUGUACCAUGACCCUCAUUUUUGUGUGCUUGUGGGUGCCGGAGACCAAGGGAAGAACGCUCGAGGAAAUCGCAUUCUCGUUCCGCUGAGGCCACAGGUGCAGGUCAAACGGUAGGCAUCAAGAUGAAAUCCUGGGAACCCUUUCAACGCUCGAUUGGGCUCCAGCAUACGGCGUUCGGCAUUCGGCAACAGAUUUUAUUCCAUGCGGUAUCGAGUUGCGCCUCUGGGACGUUUAAUCCAUGAAAUCCGCUGUAUUCUUGCAGCCAUAUUUUGUUUGGAUGUACCAUGUUGUGUGUUUAUGUAUGUACCAUAUGAUAUUGUAGCAAGAGGCAAGUGUGUUUCUAUAUGUACGAUAUGGUACAGUAGCAAAAGGCACUGAACCCCUGUAUGGGGUGUGCGGGAGAGCAAUUUGUUGAUUGUAUUGGACAGCUAUUCCAUUGCCUGCUGGAACAAUGGGGAUAAUAAAUUUUUGAUCAAAUGUAUC